Molecule: messenger RNA, 2248 nt
Organism: Halichondria panicea
Lineage: Eukaryota; Metazoa; Porifera; Demospongiae; Suberitida; Halichondriidae
Exons: 1
Coding region: 3-1760 (585 amino acids)
Source: RefSeq, a predicted model, not a curated record
ACAUGUAUUACAAACAGUGCAUUGAACUCCCCCGAGCAAUAGCCACUAUUGAUGGAAAGCCUAUUAAAGGUGCGAAGGCAAACAUAACCAAGGUAUAUGAGAAGCGAUACAAGCACGUAACACCCCCAAUUUUUACAACAGCACUAAAAGAUGGGUGGUCACCAGACGCUGUGAUUACUGAAGGCAUGUUCCUGAUAAACAUCACCCCUUGGAGUUCUCACAGGACAAUGGGAGACUAUGCUGACUUUUUACUAAAACAGCACAUCCUCCCUCAUUUUAGAAAUGAGUCAACAUUAGAAGUUCACUUACUUUUUGAUAAUCCUAACUGCCAACAGUACAGUCCAAAGUACUUUGAACGACUUCAUAGAGAUGAGAUGAACCAGAUACCAGACGAUCACAGCUGCAGUGACUUCACAGCAGACACGAUAAUACCUCUCAAGUGGAGACAGAAUGUGUUGAACUGUAGAAAAUGCAAGCGACAAUUAGUACGAUUUAUUUCGGAAUACAUUCUUCAGAAAAUUAGGUACAGACUUAAGCCCACCCAAAGGUUUGUAACAGCUGGAGGUUUACAAGGAAGUAUGGCAGAGAAGGCAAUGUUUGUUACACAUCAAACAGAACCCACAGUCGAUGAAAGGCUAACCAGUAAUGCUGAGGAGAGUGAUACUCGAAUAUGGCUACACGUUCUUCACUCUGCAGGUACAAGAAAGUUUGUGCUAAGCCCUGAUACAGAUGUGUACCACAUUGGGAUGACAAUAAUUGCAGAAACUCAGCUAGAUAUAGUCGUACGGUUAAGCCCAUUUAAUUCUAUUGAACAACGGUUACUUGACUUACCAGCUCUUCUGAGGAGCUUCAAGAACGAUCCAGAUUUGUCUGCAGUGGAAGAAAGAAAAAUAGCACCAAUCAUCCAAACAUUAUUUAUUGCCACUGGUUGCGACUACAUCUCUUUUUUCACUGGUCUAGGAAAAACCACCUUCUUAAAUACAUUGUUUGAAUACACGGAGUUUAUAACAUCAAACUCAACAAGUACUCCUGGUACACUCACAGACGAACCAAAUGGGUUUUUGUCUUUCUUGAGGCUAGUGGGGUGUGCCUAUUUUAAGAAGCAUAAGUCAGCCUUCUUACCUUCUUUUCCAACUCCAAUGACUUUGUUCAACUCAGUCCAGUCAACUAGCGAUCACCAACAGCGACAUGAACAAUGGCUUGACCUCAUUCGAGACAGAAUAUGGAUAAGAAUUCAGUACGAAGAGGACAUGACACCCUCACAUGAAGCACUGUUUCGACAUUGGAAGAGGAGUAGCUGGGUUUCAUCCGUCUGGAACCAAGCAACAUCAAACCACAUUGUCCAUCCACCACUUGAAGACUUCGGCUGGAAAAAGCCUGAUCCAACAACUCUCCUGAUAGAUUGGGAUAGUGAAAGUAAUUUGUCUCGAAUCAGAGAACAAGUGGCGCUCAUUCGAAAAGGCUGUGGCUGUAAAACAGGAUGCUCCUCAGCACGCUGUAAAUGCAAGAAACAGAAAGGUUACUGUGGUCCUGGCUGCAAAUGUACUGGAUGCACUAACCUCCCUGUUGAAGCUCUUGCAACAGAGCAGGAAGACAGUGAUAGUGAAGUAAGAACUAAUAACGAACGUGAUGAAGAUUUGGAUCUUGAAGUGAGCAGCAGCGAUGGUAGUCACUUGGAUGUUGAAGUCAACAAACUCAUGUACGACAUCUUUGGGGACUCUGAAAGUGAUGAUUCACACAGCAUGGGAGUCGGUUUCUGAUUAUAAACAUAAACUGUGUAUCAGUAUUGAUUUUAUUCACUUAUACUAUAUUUAUUUCACUUACUACACAUUGUAUACAUGCUGAAAAACCACAUACUAUUUUAAACCUGCAUAAAAUCUAAACCAACAAUGGGAACAACUAGCUAAUAAUUUAACAACAUAGAAUAGACCUACCUGUACAACAUCAACCACCUGAAAACUUGUGAUCUAGUGGGGAACUGAUUUUGCAGAAGCAGGAGUAAAGACACCUAAACACACUUGUUCUACACACUGGCUUGUAACUUCGUUCCAGUGUGAUUACACUCCACAAACCUGAUAUCAACUUGUAGCUGGGAUGAUACCCUUCCAGUUUGUGGUGUUGUUUUUUACCAUAUGACCUACGCAUGCUUCUAAACUAGCCUCAAACUCAAGCCCUCUUUUUUGUUUACUCUCCAGCAUGACGUAUUUGGAAAUGCAUAUUAAAUUAACCGUUAGGCAUUUACAUGGAC